Molecule: messenger RNA, 1945 nt
Organism: Cuscuta epithymum
Lineage: Eukaryota; Viridiplantae; Streptophyta; Magnoliopsida; Solanales; Convolvulaceae
Source: the annotation of a GenBank genome assembly
UCAUCACUCUCGACCUACCCGACAACGUAAUCCCAAUCCCAAAUACUUUGGAAGUCAGUUUGUCAACCACACCACUCUUCAUCCUAUAUUACCUGCCCGGCUGCCCUGGAACCAUCGAGUGUGAAAGAAGCCUUGGCGGAUCCUAAGUGGCAUCAGGCCAUGCACGAGGAAAUGGAGGCUCUACACCGUAACCAUACCUGGACACUAGUUCCUCGUACUGAUCACACACCCAUCACAUGUAAAUGGCUCUUCCGGAUCAAACGGAAUGCUGAUGGCAGUAUUGCACGGUACAAGGCACGACUUGUUGCCCGGGGAUUCUUGCAACAGGCUGGUCGUGACUAUGCCGAAACUUUCAGUCCGGUUACUAAACCGGCCACCAUUCGUAUUGUACUAGCCAUAGCUCUCUCCCGUCAGUGGCCACUACGUCAAUUGGACGUAAAUAAUGCAUUCCUACAUGGCUCCUUGUCGGAGGAAGUCUAUAUGUUGCAACCGCCGGGGUUUAAAGACUCAUCUCACCCCACACAUGUGUGUCGUCUCCGAAAGGCUUUAUAUGGCCUUAAGCAAGCACCACGUGCGUGGUAUCUUGAACUGUCGAGGUUCCUUAUUUCUGCUGGUUUUCGGAGGUCCAAGGCCGAUGCAUCUUUAUUUAUUUUUUCUCACAAUAACAUUUUGUUAUACUUUCUUGUAUAUGUUGAUGAUAUAGUGCUCACCGGAAAUCAGCCUGCUGCUUUGGAACAGUUCAUACAGCAACUCACGACACGUUUUUCAGUUAAAGAUCUUGGCUCACUACAUCAUUUUCUUGGUGUUGAAACAAUUCCACAUCCUGAAGGGCUAUUUCUUACUCAACGCCAAUACAUAUUGCAUAUUCUAGAGGAGUGCCACAUGGAUGGAGCUAAGGAAUCUGCCAUCCCCAUGAGUAGCAGUUCUCCUCCUCAUGUCACGGAUGGCCAGCAUCCGGCUGAUUCUACACAGUACCGACGCGCUCUUGGUCUACUACAAUAUUUGGCGUUCACCCGUCCCGACAUUUCUUUUGCAGUUAAUAAGUUAUCUCAAUACAUGCAUGCACCUAUGGAUGUUCAUUGGCAGGGAGUUAAACGUAUCUUACGGUAUCUCAAAGGUACCUUGAACUUUGGUCUUUUCCUGAAACGGUCAUCCCCCCUUACUCUUACUGCCUUCUCAGAUUCGGACUGGGGGGGAAUUCAUGAUGGGGGGAAAUCUACCACUGCAUAUGUGUUAUACCUUGGGUCAAACAUUAUUUCUUGGAAAUCUGCAAAGCAAAAAUCUGUAUCUCGAUCAUCUACGGAAGCUGAAUAUAGGGCUGUGGCUCAUACCAGUGCUGAGAUCUUAUGGGUACAAAAUCUUCUUCAGGAAUUAGGAGUCCAACUAUCUCAACCUCCUCAGUUGUUAUGUGAUAAUCAGGGAGCGACAUAUGUGUGUGUGAAUCCAGUCUUCCACUCCCGCAUGAAACAUGUUGCUCUUGAUUUCUUCUUUGUUCGUGAUUUGGUUGAAUCUGGACAACUUUCAGUUCGCCACAUUUCCAAUAAGUUUCAAAUUGCUGACAUACUCACAAAACCGCUAGGUAAAGUUCCAUUUGAAAGAUUUCGGUCCAAGCUGGGUGUUUCUGACGGAACCUCCAUCUUGCGGGGGCGUAUUGAAGCAACAUAAUUAUCCUUAAUUAUUAUCUCUAUUAUUACGUACCAUACAUACGAGUAGCUAGUUUGUUAUUCUACUAUUUUAUCUCCACAAUUGUAGAUAGUAAUCAUUAUCUUACUAGCUAUCCUCAUAACUUAUACGUGUAUAUAAACAUCAUCUGGUAUAUUGUAUUUAUCAAGAUCAAUACAAUUAUUCAUACUUUAUAUUAAGAAAGUGUGUGUGGAACUGUUACUCCAGUGUACAUCCAAAGGUGUGGCGUUGAAAUUUCAACAGAAAAUUACGUUGAAAACGC